Cicer arietinum (chickpea) is the source of this 1605-nucleotide messenger RNA. RefSeq names its product dof zinc finger protein DOF5.6. Gene Ontology annotation, molecular function: DNA binding; DNA-binding transcription factor activity. NCBI's taxonomy places the organism in Eukaryota, Viridiplantae, Streptophyta, Magnoliopsida, Fabales, Fabaceae. The record is from RefSeq and is a predicted model, not a curated record. Gene Ontology annotation, biological process: regulation of DNA-templated transcription.
CACUCCAUCACUGCUCUUCUCUUCACCUUUUUCUUCCUUCUUAUUCACUUGUCCCGUCCCAUGUAGCAAACCACACAACACACAUGCAAUUGCUAGCUACCUACUAUCAUAUUCUUCUACUUCUCUUCUCACUUAACACACUCAAAUUAAAUCCUCUCUCAUUUUCUUCCUUUCUCUCCUUGCAACAAUGCAAUGCAAUGCCGUUAACAAACUGAUACUAUACAGUAAUGCCACUUAUUAGUUUGUUUGUUAUUUAAUCAAGUACACUGCUUGGUCAGAACCGAACAGAACAGAACAAUUAAGUUCCUUCUUUUCAAAACUUGGAUUUUGCAAUGGGUUUAUCUUCCCUUCACGCCUGCAUGGAAUCAUCUGCAGAACAUUGGUUGCAGGGCACAAUUCACGAGGAAUCUGCAGGAAUGGAUUCAUCAUCACCAAUAUCUGGUGACAUGCUAACAUGUUCAAGACCAAUGAUGGAUCAAAGGAGGCUAAGACCACCACAUGACCAAUCACUAAAAUGUCCAAGGUGUGAUUCAACUCACACCAAAUUCUGUUACUACAACAAUUACAGUCUCUCUCAGCCUAGGUAUUUCUGCAAGACAUGUAGAAGGUAUUGGACAAAAGGAGGUACCCUUAGAAACAUCCCUGUAGGUGGUGGUUGUAGAAAGAACAAGAAAGUUUCUUCCAAAAAAUCCAAUGAUCAUAACCACCAUUUAGCUAAUAACAAUAAUAAUAUUCAUAAUCAACCUCAACAACAACAAAUGCCUAAUUCAUAUAUUCAUCACAACCCUAAAGAUCUUCAACUUUCUUUCCCUGAUGUUCAAUUCUCUCACCUAAGUAACUUACUUGGGACUAAUGGAGCAUUAGGAAACCCUAAUUUCAUGGAGAACAAGUAUGGUAAUAAUGUUGGCAUGCUUGAGAUUAACCACCCUAGGCCUAUUGAUUUCAUGGAAAGUAAGUUAGAAGGAAUAAUUGGGAGUAGUAGUUCUAGGAAUUUUGAUUUUUUUGGAAAUAGUCAUGACCAUAUGAGUAUGAGUAUGAAUAUGAAUAUGGGUGUUGGGGUUGGGGUUGGAGGAGAUAAUAAUAUGAUGAAUGGUCAAAAUGGGUUGCCACAUGAUUUUCAUCAUGCAUUUGGUGGCAUGUCAUUUGAUCAUGGAAACAAUAACAAUAUUGGGGCUUAUAAUUUGAUGGAUUCUUGUCAAAGACUCAUGCUUCCAUAUGAUGCCAAUGAUGAGGAUGAUCAUAAUAACGAGUCAAUUGAUGUGAAGCCAAACCCUAAACUGUUGUCCCUUGAAUGGAACCAAGACCAAGGUUGCUCUGAUGCUGGAAAAGAGUCGUAUGGUUAUGGAUCAUGGACUGGCAUGAUGAAUGGUUAUGGAUCUUCCACAACAAACCCUUUGGUCUAAAAGCUGAUUAUCUAGAUUUGGAUCUUCUAAAUCAGUUGUUUGAUGCAGCAGUUGUGGAACUGUUAGUCACUGGAUAAUGUAACGGCUUCCACUAUUGCUGCACCUAACUGACAUAGAGGAUUCAUACACGGAUAAUCUAGCUUGUAUCUGAUGAUCAAUGCAUGGUCAAUCACUUUCCUCGUAUAUAUAUAUAUAUAUAUAU